AUGGAGGGGAGGGAGGAGCGCCAGGACAACACACGUGACAUGCGCAAUACCCUUGCCUCACAAACCGCAACACAUUCACAUCAACUCCAUCAAUUCGAUCUACGGCAGCAUUAUCUGAAAGCCAAUCUAUAUAGCAUUACACAACCCGAAAAUAAAGAUCUCUUCACCCCUCUUGCUCAUACUGGGAGCCAUCACCAACUGGAGGCAAGAGAGCCAGGCGGUGAAAGUCCGCUAAUUUAUGGCUUUGUCGCCGUUACCGUAACCCUCAACUACCUGCGUCAUUGGUAUCUCCGCGACCACUCCGACGGCAGAUUUGCGGCAAUCGUCGACUACAACGACGAAACCGAUAUGGUUACCAUUACUGUUGGAAUCGUAACGAGACCCGGAGACGACUGGGAAUCGGUUGAUUUCACAAUUGACCCGGACUACCAGUACUUUGAUUCCCCCCGAAGCCAUCAGACUGAGACAGUACCGCAACUUAGGGAUGGGAGAAAUGUACAUGCCAAUUAUAGGGUGUCUGACAUCGAAAACUACAUCCGGCGUGAGGGCCACCAUAUUCAAGGGUCUAUUGAGGAUCACGAAUUUGAAUUUCGUGUGGACUAUGUCAUCAGCAGGAGAUAG
Molecule: messenger RNA, 621 nt
Organism: Pyrenophora tritici-repentis Pt-1C-BFP
Lineage: Eukaryota; Fungi; Ascomycota; Dothideomycetes; Pleosporales; Pleosporaceae
Source: RefSeq, a predicted model, not a curated record